Messenger RNA from Eimeria necatrix, 2640 nucleotides. RefSeq lists its product as hypothetical. The transcript has 7 exons. Lineage: Eukaryota; Apicomplexa; Conoidasida; Eucoccidiorida; Eimeriidae. Bases 1 to 2640 code for a protein of 879 amino acids. The record is from RefSeq and is a predicted model, not a curated record.
AUGGGCUCUGUGGGGUUCAGCUCUUUUGGUAGCCCCUUGGCAGCAGCAGCAGCAGCAGCAGCAGCAGCGCCACCGGGGCCCCCCAGGCGGCUGGAAGCAGCAGAAAUUCAAAGAAUAGAGCUGCUGUCUUUGAUAAGAGAAAGGCUGCUGAGUGGUUUUUACUCUAAGGGAAAAGCAGGAGGGACAAGCAGCAGCAGAGACCCGAGAAGAAGACCUCGAGGCCACUCACGCCGGGGCGAGGGCCUCUCUUCUGCGUGUCUCUCAUCAGAGGACUCCUCAAGCGAAGCAUCAGAGGGCUGUGCUGGCAGCACCUCGCGGCUUCCUGCUGCAGCAGCAGCAGCAGCAGCAGCAGCAGGAGGAGCAGUUGGCUUCGCGCUGCACGGCCAGCUGCAGAAGGCCAUUUCUUUGCUGCGCUCCCAUCCUGUCUCUCCAGACAUUCUUUUAGUUGCUUCUUACGGAGGCGACGUUUGUCUCCUGUCUCUUGCGGAGGCAGCAGCAGCGGCCAGCGAGCCCGCAGAGGCCUGCGGGGCCCCCGGGGGGCCCUCAGUGGCUUGCCCUGUCCUCAAGAGACUCCGCCUGGGUACCCAGUGCUGCUGGCUUGAGGGGGAGUGGAGCCGCACAGGGUUUGUUGCUGCUCUGGCGCACAGAUUUGGCUGUGUCUCUGUCUUCGGCUGCGGGGACUUUGCUGCUGCUGCUGCCACGUUCCCGGAGCAGUUCCUCUCCACCGAAUUCGCCACCACCACGGAGGCCCCCCAGGGGGCCCUCAUAGACAGCGCCAGCGGGCUGCCGCUGGGUUUGCUGCCUCGGGGGGCCCUCUUAGAUGCUGGGGGCCGCAGCUAUCCCUUUCACCUGCAGCCUCCUGCUGCUGCUGCUGCUGCUCUGUCAUUUGGCUGCGCCAACGCCUUCUUGUACUUGGCCUGGCGCCGCCUCUGCGGCUGCUGCAGCAGCAGGACCGGCAGCAGCAGCAGCAGCAGCAGCAGCAACAGGCCUAGGACUGCCACCUUCGUCCAGCUCCUUCCCUGCCGCUGCUGCCCGCCCCCAAACGCAUGCAUCAAGUGCGUCGUCUGUGGGGCCCCCUGCGACAGAGCCUCCGUCCGCAGCAGCAGCAGCAGCAGCAGCAGCAGCAGCAGCAGCGGCUUGGAGCUAGCAGCCACCGCGCCUGGCAGCAGCACGCAGCGGUGGUGGGCGCAGUCCGAAAGGCUGCGGAGGCUGUGGGGCCGGCUGCCGGGGGACGCAGUGGCUCAGCGUGUGUCUUUGUCUUUGCGGCUGCUGCAGCUAGCAGCAGCAGCAGCAGCAGCAGCAGCAGCAGAAAAGUCAAGUGGGGCCGCGCAGGACAUGCCCCUGGGACUGAUGGCCCUCGCAGCAGCUGCUCAGCGGCAGCAGGCCAUGGCGGCUCUGCGGGCCUCGCCUAGCGACUUGCCUGUUGCAGCAGCAGCAGCAACAGCAACAGCAACAGCAACAGCAGCAGCAGCAGCAGCACAAGGGGGCAGGCGCGCUCUCUAUGAAGGCUUCGGCGAUGUUGCUGUUUCGGACCCGCACCGCCGCUACGCCAUACUGCUAAUGCACAGACUUCAGCAGCGCGCGCUGUGGGACGCCCAGAGAUGCACCGCCAACGGCAACAUUGAAAUUCUGAGGGAAUAUGCUCGAGCUGUAGUUGCUUCUCGAGAGGCCCCGCUGCUGAUUCGUUCGCCUUUAGAAAUGGGCUGGGGGCGCAUGCAGCAGCAGCAGCAGCAGCAGCAGCAGCAGCAGCAGCACAGGCCUGUGGGCUUCGCUACGCUGCGCGGCGGCGGGCGUAGGACUGCGACGGAGUCGCCGGCGUCCCGCGCUGCAGCAGACUUCGAGGACGAUGCAGCAGCAGCAGCAAGAGGGAGAGGCCGCAUGCAGCGGGCAGCAGCAGCAGCAGCUGCUGCUGCUGCUGCGCGUCGCAGCAACCGCGCCCAGUGGGGUGGAGAGUUUUUGUCUCCUCGGAGACACCGGCGGCUGCGGCUUGCUUCCUCUUCUUCGUCCUCGCGCAGCAGCAGCAGCAGCAGCAGCAGCAGCAGCAGCAGCAGCACGAGCAGCAGCAGCGAGGCGGAGGGCGCGUCGAGCCGGCCGGGGUCGGCGUCUGCGGGGGGCUGCGCAGCAGCAGCAGCAGCAGCAGGGCGCCGGCCGCGGCGCAUGCGCUGCGGCGCAGCGUCUCCUGCUGCAGCAGCAGCAGCAGCAGCAGCAGCAGAAGACACCCCACACGGGGCGCAGCGCCGCAGCUGCCGCCUCGCGGGCACUUCUGCUGUUGAUGCCAUGGCGCUGCUGGCAGACCCCACAGUCCCUGACAGCAGCAAGAAGGAGUUGCUGCGGCUGGCGGAUCCUGACGAGCUGAAGCUGGCGCGGCAGCACCGGCUGCUGCUGCGCAGGAAGGAGGAAGCAGCAGCAGCAGCAGCAGACAGCAGCAGGCUGCCGCCCCAGCGCAUCGGCGUCCCCGAGCGCUGUCUCCACCAGCGCUACGCGGGCUUUUUGCCUUUUCCCCACGGCAGCAUUUUCUCCAUUAAGGAGCUGCUGCUGCUGCAGCAGCAAGCAGCAGCAGCGGGCGCGAGUCGUUGGCUGAGGCUUCAGGCGCUGCAGCGGGGCUGGCAGCAGCGCCCGCGGGACUCCCAACAGCAGUAG